AUGGCCUCAAGAAAGCUGAUUCUUGAUUUCUUACUCUCACAACGAUCACAACGAUCUCUUGUUCUUCCACACCAAGGUGUGAAAACAAGGUUGUUUUUGAAUUCGGCUGAUAGACGUGGAUACAGUGUCUUCAAUGAGUUCUCUAAGAAGGUUAAAGAUGAAACUGUUAGAAACCCAGAAUUCCAACAGUCUGUGAAGGAGCUGAAGGAAAAAGCAGAAGAAUUGAAAGGGGUAAAAGAAGGUCUGAAAGAAAAAACAAAGCAGACAUUUGAGCAGCUGUACAAACAAGCAGACGGCGUGUGGACAGAAGCUGAAGCUGCUGCAAAAAAGGUUUCUUACAAUGUUAAAGAGAAAAUUUCAGCUGCAACUGAAAAGGUGAAAGAAACUCCUGGGAUAGGAAAGCAGGACUCUUCAGGAUCAACUGAUUCUUCAACAAAACAGGACACUGAUGCAGAGCAAGGAAGUCAGACAUCACACGAGGAAGAGAAAACACAGCAAUUUACGCCUGAUAAUGCUUCAGAGUCAUUGUUUGGCAAAUUUAAGUCAACCUUUUCGUCUCCAAAUGUUUCCACUUCCUUUCAAAAAUUAAAGGAUGCAAAAAUUGUGGACAUAACCAAGAAAGGUUAUGACAUACUAAAGGAGGAAUUGAGUAGUAACCCAACUAAGAGACGGCAUGUUCGAUCUACUUUUAGUGGCGAAACAAGCACAAAAACUGAUCUUGUUGUUACGCCCUCUACCCAAUCUGGGUGGAGUAAGAAGUUUGGCGAGAUCAAGGAUAAGGUGAAAAGCUUUCCUGCAUUCAAGCGAUUCAUUAAGUAUACUGACCCAGUGAAGACAAAGAGCCAGGAGAUAGUAGAGGAUUUGCGGGAAAGAUAUGACACAAGUGACAACCCCAUUAUUCACAAAAUACAGGACAUCAACGAUACCAUGUUUCAAGAGACUGAUGCUGCACUUUCAUAUAAAGAAAUACGUCAACGGGAUCCUUCUUUUUCCUUAACGGAGUUUGUGGGAGAAGUACAGGAGGCCAUAAAACCAGUGCUUAAUGCUUACAUCAAGGGAGACGUUGAAACACUGAAGAAGUACUGUAGCCCUCAGCUAAUUGAACGUUGUAAAGCAGAGCAUAGUGCUUAUAAAAGUCAUGGUAUCUUCUUUGAUAACAAGAUCCUGCAUAUUUCCGAUGUGGAAGUAAGAGAAACCAAGAUGUUGGAAUCAUCCCCUGUCAUUAUUAUAGUGUUUCAGACACAGCAAAUAUAUUGCGUACGAGAUAAGAAUGGGGCAAUAACAGAAGGAGGCAAGGAUACAAUCCACAUGGUAUACUAUCUAUGGGCUUUGCAACAAAUGGACCGAGAAGAUCACGGCGAGGAUGCGAUUUAUCUAAUGUGGAGACUAAGAGAGAUGCAGCAGCAAGGCAUACAAGCUCUCAUCUAG
Molecule: messenger RNA, 1428 nt
Organism: Lathyrus sativus (Indian pea)
Lineage: Eukaryota; Viridiplantae; Streptophyta; Magnoliopsida; Fabales; Fabaceae
Source: the annotation of a GenBank genome assembly